AUGACAAAAUCAGAGCAAAAAAUACCAGAGAGUUGGGAAAAGCGGAUCACUCUCGAACCUAAGCAGCUUCUUCAAGAAACUCGUGGGAUUAUCAGUGCGUCGGGUUUUCAAAAACUCGACCAAACAUAUUGUUUGGGCGUUCUUUUAUUCCACUCAAGACUUUUAUUGUUCCAUACAACGGAUAAGACGUAUGAACCUAUGAAGUCAAUUCCCACUAUUGGCAAUAUGUAUAACCCACAGAAUAGGUACGAAGAAGUCUUACUCUCGCUUAACUUCAUCGAAGUCAUUGUGAAGGAUAAGGACAUCUUGAAAUUGGCUCAAACACCAAUCUUCGUGUAUUCUGUGUUGGUAUACACACAUUGCCAUAUGGAAACUUUACUCAUCAGACUCUUCGAAAGGUUAGUAGUCCCUCUCUCGCAGCCGAUUGAUAGAUGGGUGUCCUUCGCGCUGUUGAUGGUCUCGUCUUCUUUCACCUCACAGGCUCUUCCAAUCAUUUCCACACUCACAACUCGCCCAGUUUGUUGGCACCUCUUCCCAUCUCUAAAGUGCUCCUUUAUCAUUCGUUAUUCUGUCAAAAUCGAUCUCACUCGCUCAUUUCCGACGACGUUCCUCCACUCUAUCGGCAGAGGGAUAGCAGAGUCGGCCGGUAACCAGCCGAUAACAGCUCUUACAGACUUACUUCCAUUAGUCAAAUCAUCGUCUUUAGCUCGAUAUCAUGUCGCGUUGUUAUACGCCGAAUUACGAAAGCCACAAAUAGCAUUGAAAGUCCUUCGACCGCUGUUGUCGGUCCCCCUUCCGAGUAUGGCGACAUAUAGACUUGCAGUGCUUAUAUUGACUUCAAUGAAACAAAUAGACGUCGCCCUUUCGACGUUGAAGGUUGCGAAGCAGAGAUAUCCAAAUGACGUUUUUCUGCGAGUGUGUCAACUCCGACUUCAACCAACUCUUAAAAAUCUCGAGGAGACCUUUUCAAGUUUCAAGUUUGACGUAUUCGACCAAACUAAAAUGUUACCAUCAAUUUUACCAUCCGUCGGGUCCGAUGCAAUGUCUAGUGGAAGAGUCAGCAUUUCGGGAACUGCAGCUUCGGGACUUUCUGCUAUGAGUUUUGUGCAAUCCAAGUUAUAUUUCACCGAUAAAAUCUCGGCAUUUUCUAUUAUCGGUAAAACCUUCCCGGCUUCUCUGUGGAAAGAAGCCGCUAUAAUUUUUGAGAAGGAACAUAUGAAGGAAGAUUUGCGGUUGGCGUUAGAGGAGGGUAUAAGGGUCAGUUCUUAUGAACAUUCAAUAGAACUGGAUAAAAUGAAUGGUUUGGAACCAGUUAUUCCGUCAGACUUUGAGAUUUUAAGAACGGAACUUGUAGAGGAAAUUGACGUUAUGGGGAAAAUGGAUCUUCUUGAGCGAGCAAAAAAAGACGGGAACGAAAAAGCCAUUUUGGAGAUUGCGAAGGAAAACCUCAAAAAACUCGACAAAAACGCGUGUCAAAACGAAAUUCUCAAUCUCGAUCUGUACCUCUCAAAACAACCGUUUGACGGAACAGCAUGGGAGUUAAUGGGAAGCGUUUUUGAGUUUUUGGAACAAAAUGAAAAGGCACAAGACUGCUAUGAAAUUGCUAUAAAACUCAAUGACACAAAGCCGGUGUUGCCUUUUUCAUGUAUUGAAAAGAAUGCUUCAUUAUUUUAA
Messenger RNA from Entamoeba invadens IP1, 1674 nucleotides. RefSeq lists its product as hypothetical. Bases 1 to 1674 code for a protein of 557 amino acids. The transcript is spliced from 3 exons. Lineage: Eukaryota; Evosea; Mastigamoebida; Endamoebidae. Gene Ontology annotation, molecular function: protein binding. The record is from RefSeq and is a predicted model, not a curated record.